Messenger RNA from Molossus molossus (Pallas's mastiff bat), 4094 nucleotides. It is a transcript of the gene CD40LG, whose product is annotated as CD40 ligand. Lineage: Eukaryota; Metazoa; Chordata; Mammalia; Chiroptera; Molossidae. Bases 125 to 907 code for a protein of 260 amino acids. The record is from RefSeq and is a predicted model, not a curated record. Gene Ontology annotation, biological process: immune response. The transcript has 5 exons. Gene Ontology annotation, cellular component: membrane. Gene Ontology annotation, molecular function: tumor necrosis factor receptor binding.
GGAAGUGUGGGCUGCGACGAUUGUAUGCUCUUAACUAAUCCUGAGUAAGGUGGCCACUUUGACAGUCUUCUCAUGCUGCCUUUGCCACCUUUUCGGUCAGAAGAUAUUUCAACUUUAACACAGCAUGAUUGAAACAUACUGCCAACCUUCUCCCAGAUCUGUUACCAGUGGACUACCCAUCAGUAUGAAAAUUUUUAUGUAUUUACUUACUGUUUUUCUUAUCACCCAGAUGAUUGGGUCCGCACUUUUUGCCGUGUAUCUUCACCGAAGAUUGGACAAGAUAGAAGAUGAAAGAAAUCUUCAUGAAGAUUUUGUGUUCAUGAAAAUGAUUCAGAUGUGUAACAAAGGAGAGCGGUCCUUAUCCUUACUGAAUUGUGAGAAGAUCAGAAGCCAGUUUGAAGCCUUUGUCAAGGAUAUAAUGGGAAAUGAAGUGAAGGAGAAAGAAAAAAACUUUCAACCGCAAAAAGGUGAUCAAGAUCCUCAAAUUGCAGCACAUGUCAUAAGUGAGGCCAGUAGUAAAACAGCAUCUGUUCUACAGUGGGCCCAAAAAGGAUACUACACCAUGAGCAACAAUUUGGUAACUCUUGAAAAUGGGAAACAACUGGCUGUUAAAAGACAAGGACUCUAUUAUAUCUAUGCCCAAGUCACCUUCUGUUCCAGUCAGGAUGCUUCAAGUCAAACUCCAUUUAUAGCCAGCCUCUGCCUGAGGUCCAUGAGUGGAUCUGAGAGAAUCUUACUUAGAGCCGCAAAUACCCACAGUUCCUCCAAACCUUGCGGGCAACAAUCUAUUCACUUGGGAGGAGUAUUUGAAUUGCAACCAGGUGCUUCAGUGUUUGUCAACGUGACUGAUCCAAUUCAAGUGAGCCAUGGGACCGGCUUCACAUCUUUUGGCUUACUCAAACUCUGAACAGUGUAACCUCGCAGGCUGCCACUGAGCUGAUGCUGGCAGUCUUUAUAAUACAGCAAAGCAGUUAAGACCACCCCCUGUUGAACUGCCUAUUUAUAACCCUAGGAUCUUCCUCAUGGAGAACUAUUUAUUAUACAUCCCAAGGCAUGUAGGGCUGCAAUAAGUGAAUUAUGGGGCGGGUGAAACCCAAAGAGGCCCUGUUCCCUAAGAGCUUAUAUUCUGAAUCAGCAACCCAACUGAUACAGACACCCAGAGAUUCCUAUGAAAAAACAAGGCCAUUAGGCACAGAUUGAAUUCUGAGUAAACAGCAGAUUAUUAUCCAAAUUUAGGUGUGUUUUUUCCAUGCAAUGUCUUUUAGUGGAUAAUGUAUUUGACUUAUCAGUGAAGAUACAAAAGGAAAACAAGGAGCCUCAGCUCACAUUUAGUUAUACGGUUGAUUCUGGGUCCCUGUAUCACCGAUGAAGGGGACAGGCUCUAGAAAGUCUAAUGCAGUGGAGAACUAAAAAACCCUGCCCCCUCCCCCACAACAGCCACCCUGACACUCAUUUUCUCUCUCUUUGCCCUUCACACACACACACACACACACACACACACACACAGUGUCAGGCUGUUGCUCAUCAGUUAUUUUAUUUCAACCUUGUCACUAUCUCCACCACUGUAGAUGAAAAGGGGAGCAGAGAGAGCAGCUCUGAGCCUGCCCACUCCUACUCAAAAAAUGACUAUAUUUAAAUGAAAUCUAUUGUAUCUACCUGCAGUCUCCAUUGUUUCCAGAGUGAACUUGACAUUAUCUUGUUAUUUAUUUUUUGAAUAAUAAAAAUCCCUUAACAUUAUUGUUGUUAUUUAGCACCUAAAGCUUAGGCCAUGUUUGGGGAGAAGGAAUCAUUUGGAAGGAAUUUUCCCAACCUUUGUGCUGUGUUCAUAAACUAGAUAAAAUUUGGCUUAUCAAAGCUUGUUGCACCAUAAAAUAUCUUGGUGACAGCAUACUCCUGGAAGUCAGUGAUAGCCUUUGAUGAAUGACAUGGAAGCUUACUCAGUGAAAAACAAUAUUUAUUUCCAGUUUUCUCUGAAAAGAUUGCAGGGGAUUAAAGAGAUAUUUUUUUUAUUUUUUUAUUUUUUUAUUAAUCAUGGCUAAGUGAAGCUGGAGGGAGAGCCUUAAAUGAGAAGCAGUCGCUUAUCAUUUUAGUAGCUGUCUAGGCAGUUCUACCUUAGACAAGAGGAAAUGGAGCUGGGACAGCCCGAGGGGAAGUAUCAGCCCCUCAGUCUUCUACUGAAACCAGGGGGGGGGGGGCUAUGUCUUAUCACUGCCAACUGAGGGAUUUUCAUGUAAGGAACCCAGAGUAAGCUUUUUGUCUCUACUGGUAGAGUGCAUUGCUUAAGAUAAACACCAUGUGUUCAAGCAGAAAAAUAUUACUGUAGGAAAAAGAAAGCAGAGUGAGGAGUGGUGGGUCAUCUCUUAGCCACUGCCUCUGCUCUUCAGUCCUGUGGACCACAUAGUCCCUUCUUGUCUGAGUGACUUUGAAGACCUUGGAGCAUGACUUUCUAACACAAGGCUGAAAUCAUGCUAGACAAACUUGCCUGGCUACAUACUUUUUUCAGUGAGAAAACUUUAGUAUAAGCAGGGGUAACAUUUGUUGAUUCAGGGAUCACUUAGAAAUAUGUUCACAGUUGGGAUGGACAGGACACAUUCCCUCUUUAGUAGGGUUUAUAGGAAGAGAAUACAGGUACAGCCUGAACAAGUCUUUUAUGGUCUUUAUAUACUCACAUCCUCUGUUCUAAAUAUUGUCUCUGUACUUUAACCCACUUUCUUUGAAAAUAAUUAUCAUCAGACAAUCUCUACCUGUAAAAACCAAGCUGGGAACAAUAUCUGUUUUCAGAAGGAAUGCUAUCGAUACAAAAAACACCUUUUCCAGACUAUGUCUUCUGUUCUCAUGCUAUUUACCACCUUCUAAAUGCCAUCUGCUAUAGCUCCAGCCCAGAAUUUGCCCCUAAGCUUUAGCCUCAAAUAGCCAACUGCCUUUAGCCUCUCAGACCACUUUCUCAUGAGGUCACUUUGCCCUUCCCAAGAACUCCAAGUCUCAUCCUUCCCCCUUUUCUCUUCCUGUGAUACAUGAUCACAGUGGGUUCUCUCCCCCUACCCCUUCCUGUAUUUAACUACCAUCUUCAUGCUACUAAUGUUACAAAUUUAGUCCUGACCUAACCCCUGGAGCUGUCUCUAACUGCCUAAAUCUCCAGAUGGUGGGCCUAGGCCCUCAAACCCAACACAUCCAAAUGGAACUCUUGAUCUUUCGCCCUACAUGAUGGGAUGUACUUUCAGUACUUCCCAUUUCAGUUAAUGAUGGCCUCAUCUACCCUGUUUCCCAAGCCAGAAACCUAAUGUGACUUCUCACUGUCCUCACUCCCAAAGCCAAUCCCAUCAGUCUAUGUACAUCAACCAUAUUUCUUAAAUAAUUACAUUAAUCUACUUCUUCCUAUCUCAGCUGUUAGUACCCUAGUCCAAACUACUGUCAUCUCUCUUCUGGAAUACUACAACAGCCUCCUAGACUCUCUGUCUCCUCUCUUGUUCCCUCUCAUCCAUUCUUCACACACAGCCAGAGUUAAUUCUUUAAACAGAAUUCUAAUUUCACUAUUCCCCUGUUUCUUAUUGACCUUAGAAUAAUGACCAAAAUAACUUAUUUCAUCUCCUGCCAAUAUGUCUCUCAGUGUCUUAAGUUCUAACCCUUAGUUCCUCAAAGUAAGGCUACAGAUGCUUUCUUUCCUGCCUUAGGAUCCAGGCAUGCUGUUUUAUUUUCUUGUAACACCCAUUACUUUCCCCCACCAUGCCCUGUACUUUAACUUCACAGCACUUACCACGGGUGAGGUUUUUCCUACUAUGUUGUGAGUUUCUUGAGGACCAAAACCUUGUCCCAUUCACCAAGCUACCAGUACAGGACACCCAAGUUAAAGGCAACUUCAGUAUCUACUACAGGGCCUGGCAUAGAAUUGGCCCUUUAUUCAUUGCAUAAAAAAGUGAAUGAAUGAAUGAAUGAAUGUGCUUAUAACACAGAAAAAAUUUGCAAUACUGUAUAAACUUUCAUUAUGUCAAAAACGUUUAUGAUAAAAAUGUACUCAGGGACUGAAAAUUAUAUACAAAAAUAGAUGAUAUACUUUUUAUAUUUUACAGUAACUUGCAAAAUUACACAUGAUGUUU